This is a messenger RNA of Wallemia mellicola CBS 633.66, 459 nucleotides long. RefSeq lists its product as hypothetical. Bases 1 to 459 code for a protein of 152 amino acids. NCBI's taxonomy places the organism in Eukaryota, Fungi, Basidiomycota, Wallemiomycetes, Wallemiales, Wallemiaceae. The record is from RefSeq and is a predicted model, not a curated record. The transcript is spliced from 2 exons.
AUGCAAUUUUUAACAAUACUUUCACUUGCAACUGCAGCAUUCGCAGCUUCAGUCAAGAGAGAUGUCUUCACAGACAGCUCAAAAUUCAACCAACUCAUUAGCAGCCCAGAAUUAGAGCAAUGUUACCAGAACCAAUGUCUACCAAUUCGUGAGAAGUUACGUAGUGACUGUUUACCUAUCAUCCAAAACACAGAUAUAAACUCAAUUGAUACGGAAUUAGGAUUCGAAUUUGGCAAUUGCGUUUGUGAAGGCUUCGACUUUGCUCAACAAAACCCUGAGUGUGGUGACUGUAUGAAUGAUGCUAUCGACAAUUUGACGAGCGAGCUCGACCAGACUUGCACUGCUAUUCGCUCAGACCCAUCAAAUCCAGAAAAUGAUGACUCAUCAAGCAUUACUAAUAUACCACCAGCUUCACUUUUGGCUUCCUCUUUGUUGGUAGUCGGUAUAAGCUUCAUUUAA